Messenger RNA from Peromyscus californicus insignis, 4699 nucleotides. It is a transcript of the gene Brat1, whose product is annotated as BRCA1 associated ATM activator 1. The transcript has 15 exons. Gene Ontology annotation, cellular component: nucleus. Gene Ontology annotation, biological process: positive regulation of protein phosphorylation; cell population proliferation; DNA damage response. Lineage: Eukaryota; Metazoa; Chordata; Mammalia; Rodentia; Cricetidae. The record is from RefSeq and is a predicted model, not a curated record. The coding region runs from base 18 to 2069 and encodes 683 amino acids. Gene Ontology annotation, molecular function: protein binding.
GAACCACUGUCCUGAUCAUGGACCCAGAAUGCUCCAGGCUCCUCCCGGCAGUCUGUGCUGUUCUGGCAGACCCCAGGCAGCUGGUGGCAGAUGACACCUGCUUGGAGAAACUGUUGGAUUGGUUUAAAACAGUGACAGAGACAGAGUCCAGCCUCCAACUGCUACAGGACCACCCCUGCCUAAUGGAGCUACUGUCCCAUGUGCUCAAGCCACAGGAUGUGAGCCCCAGGGUCCUCUCUUUUGCUCUACGUCUUGUUGGGAUCUUUGCAGCCCAGGAGGACUGUUUCCAGUACCUUCAGCAGGGAGAGUUGUUGCUGGGGCUCUUUGGGGAGACGGGUGCCCUCAGCUGGGCAGCCUGGAGCGUGCCCAGCGUGCGCAGUGGCUGGAUCCAGGGCCUGUGCUCCCUGGCACACCACCCCAGCGCCCUGCACUUCCUGGCUGACAGUGGUGCUGUGGACACCAUCUUCUCCUUGCAGGGAGACCCCAGCCUGUUUGUGGCCUCUGCAGCCAGCCAGCUUCUAGUACACAUCCUGGCUCUGGCCAUGCAAGGUGGGGCUUCAGGGUCCCCCAUCUCAGAAGCUGCUGCCUGGCCUGUCUGUGCCCAGAAGAUUGUGAACCAUGUGGAAGAGUCCUUGCAUUCCAAAGCCACCCCGCGGGUCACACAGGCCUUGAAUGUACUGAUCACCACCUUCGGGCGCUGCCAUAGCCCCUGGACAGGGGUCCUCUGGGAACGGUUGAGUCCCCCUGUGGCCUGCCUGUUUGAGAGAGACCCCAUUCCAGCUGUACACUCACUCAUGGACCUCCUCCUCAGCGUAGCCAGGUCUCCUGUGUUGAGUUUUGCAGCCUGUGGUCUGUGGGAGAUGCUGGCCCAGACCCUGAGCCGCCUGAGCCCCACACAAGCUGGGCCUCUAGCCCUGGGGACCCUGAAACUUCAGCACUGUCCCCAGGAACUGAGGACCCAGGCUUUUGGAGUCCUCCUCCAGCCCCUGGCCUGUAUCCUGAAAGCCACCACUCAGGCCCCUGGGCCUCCAGGCUUGCUGGAUGAGACUGCGGGCAGUGUGCUGACUGUGGACACACUCUUGUCCUCUAAGUCGGCCUGUGUGGGACUCCUCUGCCAGACUCUGGCUCACCUGGAGGAACUACAGAUGCUGCCCCAGUGCCCCUCCCCCUGGCCCCAGGUACCCCUGCUGGGAGCUGCAGUAACCAUAUUGCGCCUCUGUGAUGGCUCAGCGGACCCCAGCUCCAAUGUGGGAGGCCGUCUCUGUGGGACUCUGGGCGGCUGUGUUCGUGUCCAGCGAGCAGCCCUCGACUUCUUGGGGACACUGUCUCAGGGAACGAGCCCCCUGGAGUUGGUGCUGGAGGUAUUUGCAGUCCUCCUGAAGACCCUCGAGAGCCCAGAGUCCAGUCCCACGGUCCUGAAAAAGGCCUUCCAGGCUACACUCAGAUGGCUCCAGAACUCACACAAGACCUCCAACUGCUCUGAUCUCAGCCCCGAUGCCCUGCUGUUCCUUGCAGAGCUAUUCCCCAUACUACAGAAGCGCCUGUGCAGCCCGUGUUGGGAGGUGAGGGACUCGGCCCUGGAGUUCCUGACACAUCUGAUCCGACAUUGGGGAGGGCAGGCUGACUUCAGAGAGACACUGCAUUCCUCAGAAGUGCCCACGCUUGCCCGCCAGCUCCUCCGAGACCCCGAGAGUUACGUCCGAGCAAGUGCGGUAGGCGCUGCUGGGCAGCUCUCUAGCCGGGGUCUGCAGGCCACUCCCGCCAGCCCCGAGAACCGGCAGGCCCGGCAGGGCCUACUUAUGGACCUCAUGCAUAUCCUGUCUACGGACUCAGAGGGCUUCCCUCGGAGGGCUGUCUUACGGGUCUUUACUGAGUGGCUGAGGGAUGGCCAUGCUGAUGUGGUGCAAGACACGGAGUGGUUUGUGGCCACUGUGCUCCAGGCGGAUCAGUUUGUCUAUGGCCAGCAGGUGGAGCCGACCAGACUGACACCAGGGUGUCAGAGACCAGCACGUGGAAGCCUGGGACUGAUAACUCCAGGCUCCUCGAGGGGGAAGAAGCCAAGUUCCUAGCAACCAAAACCUUAACUCCUUCAAAGCCCAGGCCCCCGCCCCAGACCGGACCUUGCCCAGUCUGCCCCUGGGCAAAGACACAGAACUAGCUUCCUUUUGUUGUUUCACUGGAGCUCUGAGAAAGCCUUGGAUCACCUGACUCUCAACAGAGGAGGGAACAGCUUCAUUCAGAAGGAGUGUAUACGAGAUCAAAACGCCAGAUUUGCACUAUCCCCUCCCUCCUCUGGGUGUGUAGGUGUGUGUCAGAUCCCCCCCCACACACACACACACUGUAUGUGUGUGUGAAGGUCAUAGGUUGACAUCAAGGUUCUCUCUCUCUCUCUCUCUCUCUUUCUCUUCCUUCUCCUCUUCCUCCUCCACCUUUGGGUGGGUACCCACAGAAGCCAGAAGAGGGCACUGGAUCCCAUGGAACUGGAGCCAUAGGUGGUUGUAAUCUGCCUGGUGUGGGUGUUGGGCAUGAACCUCGGGCCCCUGGAAGAGCGACCAGUGCCCCUCACCACCAAUCUAGCUUCCCCACCUUGUUUUUUGAGACAGGGUCUCUCACUGAACCUGGAGUUCACCAAUUCAGCUAGACUGGCUGGCCAGUGAGCUCCUCCUGUCUCUGUCACUGCUGCACCAGAAUCACACGAGGACCAAGUUUACAGCACCUGAGCUUUUGGGGGACAUGCUUGACCACAUUCAAACCACAACACGACAAGCAUCAUCUGCUGGUACUGAUGUCCCCAAAGUCAGCGGCUUUCACUUCUCUGCACCCGCCUUGCUCUUGGCUUCCCACUGACCUCAUUCUGCCAGUCUCUUUAUUUUUAAAAUGUGUGUGCGUGUGUGCGCGUGUGCAUGCGUGCGUGCACACAAGUGCACAUGAAGUGCAAUGCCCACAGAGGUCAUCAUAUGGGGUCAUAUGUAGCUAGAGUUUUCCUGCCUGGUCCACAGUCAGGACAAAUCUCUGUCACCCGCCAGUCCCACAGCCGCUCAGACCUGACCAAGUAAACACAGAGACUUAUAUUGGUUACAAACUGUAUGGCCGUGGCAGGCUUCUUGCUAACUGUUCUUAUAGCUUAAAUUAAUCCAUUUCUAUAAAUCUAUACCUUGCCACAUAGCUCGUGACUUACUGGCAUCUUCACAUGCUGUUUCUCAUCAUGGCGGCUGGCAGUGUCUCUCUGACUCAGCCUUCCACUUCCCAGCUUUAUUCUCCUCCUUGUCCCGCCUAUACUUCCUACCUGGCCACUGGCCAAUCAGUGAUUUAUUCAUUGACCAAUCAGCAACACACUUGACAUACAGAACAUCCCACAGCAGUCAUAUUUCUUGGAGCUGGAGUUACAGGCAGCUGUGAGCCACCCAGCACGGGUGCUGGGAACCCAACUCAGGUCCUCUACAAGAACAGCUCAUGCUCUUAACCACAGAGCCAACUCUCCAGCCCUGGGACUGGAGUUACAGACAGUUCUGUGCCACCAGGUAGGUACUGGGAACCGAAAAGCAGCCAGUGCUGUCAGGCCCUGAGCCAUCUCUCCAGCCCCCGUGGGAUAUGUCUAUUUUGAGUAUGUGUAGUUCCAUGCUGUGACAGAACCCUGGGAAGAUGAGGGAGGAAAUCAGUCUAUGGUUCUUGGCCUCAUGGGCCAGAGCAUCGUGGAGGACAGUGAAAAAUGGGGCACAGCUGCUCACCUUGUGGAGGCUGGGGAGAAAGAGAUACAGUACUUCAGUUACUGUUCUAUAGUGGUGAAGAGACACAUGACCAAGACGAUGUAUAAAAGAAAGCAUUUAAUUGGGGGCUUGCUUACAGUCUCAGAGGGUUAGAGUCCAUGACCAUGGUAGGGAGUGUGGCAGCAGGCAGGCAGGGGUGGUGCAGGAAUAGUAGCUGAGAGCUUACAUCUGGUCUGGGGGGGGCGGGGAGAAAAGAGAGAGAGAGAGAGAGAGAGAGAGAGAGAGAGAGAGAGAGAGAGACUGGGCCUGACAUGGGCUUUUGAAACAUCAAAGCCUACCCCCAGUGACACACCUCCUCCAACUUGGCCACACCUCCCAAUCCUUCCUAAAUAGUUCUACCAACUGGGAACCAGACAUUGAAAUAUAUGAACCUGUGGUGGCCAUUCUCAUUCAAACCACCACAGAUAGGAAGGGACGGGGACAAGGUAUUCAAUGACUUUCUCCCUUUGAGCAGCCCCACUUCAUAGCAAUUAUAUCAUAUCAUGAAUCCGUGUGGCAAUUAGUCCAUCAGUUAGGUCAGUGUCCUCAGAAUUCUGUCACUUCUGAGCCUUGCGGGGACCAUUCAGACACAAACCAUAAUAGAUCACCAACCAUUGCAUUCUGACUUUCAUCGCUGUGUUCAGGGUGUGACUGUCACUCCACUUUCUGUGCAGGAUGCUCCUUUUUUAGGUCUUUAUUGCUUUUAGAAAUUUUACUGGGUUGAAGAGAUGGCUAGGUGGCUAGGAGCACUUGCUGUUCCUGCAGAGGGCCUGAAUUGAGCUCCCAGCACCCACACAAUGGUUUAACUUACCUUAACUCCAACUCUAUAGAAUAUGACACCCUCUUCUGGCUUCUGCAGGCACCAGCCACACAUGCGGUACACAUACAUACAUAUAGGCAAAACUCUCAUGUACAUAAAAGAAAAAUAAAUCUUAAAAUAAAAAGCCAACUUA